Molecule: messenger RNA, 2068 nt
Organism: Plectropomus leopardus (leopard coralgrouper)
Lineage: Eukaryota; Metazoa; Chordata; Actinopteri; Perciformes; Serranidae
Source: RefSeq, a predicted model, not a curated record
UUUUUUGGUUGUAUUGUGAAGAAGCAGAAAUGUGCGACAACAACAUCUCACAUUUAGCGACUAAAAUUACUCCCACAGAGCGCGCAAGACAGUUUCCAGAUGUUCUGCACGAGAGCGGCGGUAAACUGCUCUGCACCGCGUGCAACGUCGUGGUUGAACACAAACGGAAGUCAUCGAUUGAUAAACACUUUUCUACCGCAAAACACGCAAAAUACGCUCGGAAAGCUGCUGAAAGUUGCGGACAACACACAAGACAACUCGCCACCACAGAGGCUGGUGCACAAGGAUCUGCUGCAAGUGCUGGAAAAAUCAAGGAAAACCCUGCAGUGAGAUUCUUGACGGGAAAAAGGGGAGAAAAUCUGAAACCUCGCAUCAGCAAUGCAAAGCGGUUUCCCUGCACAGCUCCAGCUGAGAAUAUUGACCAGUACCCUGAAUUGAUGGACUUUUUGCCAAAGGAGUAUCAGUAUCAUGUAUGCAGUUACAAAGAAGUCAACGUGAACGGUGACCACACGGACUUUGAAGCCACCCUGCGGAUGUCUCUCACGUCAAAGGAGGAGAUACUGGUGUGGCUGAAGUUAAUGCCAGUUACAUGGAGAGUGGACUACACAAGGCCUACCAAAGGGUCAAAGGUCAUCUUCAGGACAGAAUACCGGUGCCAGCACAACACCAGGUCCAAGGCAACACGAAAGAAUGACGGGACGUCCAAAAAUACAGAUUGCCCUGCGAAACUCAAAGUUGGCAUUGCACGCACUGAAGUCUCUCACAGACGGCCGAGCAGAAGUACCGAUCCUCACAUCCCAAACUACCCCACACUUGUGGAAAUCAUUAAUGUUCACAACCACAACAUUCAUGCCCUGGAUGCUCUGCGUCACCGCGAUGUGGGCAGGAAGGCUGUGGAGCAGCUCACAGAGCUGUUUACGGCCGGGCACUCGCCUUCCUCGGCACUAAAUGUUCUUAAGUCUGAUCUGCAAGUUCAGUUUGGGAAGGAUUACAUCAACGCUUUGGCAGACCGCUCCAUCUGUCCUGACCUGCAGUUCUGCUACAGACUUUACUAUAAGAUGUUUCGUAAGGAGUAUGGCAGUGCAGGGGAUGAUGACCGCAUCCACGAGGGCCUCCUGAAGCCACUUCAGGAUCACGAGUGUUCGACUAAAGUAUCUAGCGGGUCACAUCUUACUACAGACCUAAGCAAUUGUGGUCCAGAAACGUCUGCAGAAGCCGUUGAGGAGCUUGAGACUGAUGAAACACCAGAAGCCAGAGUGAGUGCACAGGAGUGGGACUCCAUGAGUCAGGAAUUUGCAGCGAUGGUGCAGAGCAGUGAAGAAUUUCAGGUGGCAGGAUCAGCCUUCUUAAAGGCCUUCAACAGGCUGAAGGGAAAUCCCUCCGUGAUGCGGUCCGCAAUGCACAUGUUUGGCCGCUAUAAUACGGGCAACCUGGUUUGGAAACAGUCACGAGAUCUAAGGCGUAACCGUAACUCUGUUGCCAGCUGGAAGUUUUGGAGAAGGCGUCGAUUUGUUGCUGGGAGUCAAAAAAAAAACGUAGCAACCGUGGACCAUCACUACAGCAACCCAAAAGGGAAGUCUAGGAGCUUGUUGAGCUGCAGACGUGUGACGCAGCAAUCCAAAACAAUGGACGCUCCAUCAUCGUAUCCCACACCUUCCUCCCCUCUCCUUAAAGGCUGGACGCACGACCACUGCGCCUCUUACCAAGCCGUCUCUCCGUAGAGGCUGGAUGCCCAAUGUGUCUGUGGUCAUUGUUUUUACACCAUAAAACAUCUGUAAUUUGUCAUACCUCCACUCUUUUUUUGUUCUCACUAUAGGUGUGAGCACCAUGGCUGUUUCAUUACCUGUACUGUGGUGGGUUCAAAGAAUAAUGUGACUAUUACCUGUAUAUUUGUCACAGGGUGACACUGUCAUACUAUUGGUGCACAGUGCUGUCUGGUUGUCUUGCUUUAUCUAUGUUGUAUAUUUAAUCGUACAAAUUAAGAAAAUGUUAUUGUUCACAAAUGUGAAAAUCAGCCUCAUACUCCAGAUUGAAGGUGUGCAGCAAAACAACUGCACUUUCUUACUAU